AUGUCUGGGCACCACGUGGGCCGUCCUAACACUUAUGGCCGCCUGAACCAUUCCAGCAGCUUGCCCAAUCCAUCAUGGUCUUCAGGCUGGACCCACUACCGCCCCCUCCCUGGAACCAACAGCUUCAAGCGUACACUCACACCAAGAGGCUCCGAGAUCAGCAGCUGCAGCAGCCCCUCAGAAUGGCCAGCCAGCUCCCCCAGGCUCCCACUGAGGCGAAUCUGCAUGGGCCAGUCUUACAAUUCCAAGAGUGUGGAGACAAACCAUUUGGCUAACGGUCCCAAAGUGGCCAGAAAAGUGGCCAGCCACGACAGCACCCACUGCCUGAUGUGUGCAGACCAGCCCUCAACCCUCUCCAGCCCUACUUUCUUGGACCAACUAAUCAAAGGUAUCAAUUACCUUGAUCGAGCUGCCAAUUCCUUCUGCCCCAAAACUAUGGUGAGCCUGCCGAAGCUCGCAGCCAGCUACCUGGAACGAGCCACCAGCUCUUUCCACCUGGACCAACCUGAUCCACCUUCUCAACACUCUUACUCCAACCCCGGUAACAUGGCCACCCCUGAUGCCCCCAGCACCACCACCAGCAACUCCAUUGUGCCAAUGACCAGAGGUGCCAGUGCUUUGCAGUGCAUGGACAAUGCCACUAAUGUGGGUUACACACACCGAAUCAGCAGCCGCAACCUCACUCCCCCACUCCAGCAGAGGCCAGAACUGAAGUUGCCUGAUCUCCCGUUGCUAAGCAAUGGGAUCUUUUCCUUAGGUCGUCUACCCAAGUUCUGGGAAGCAAUUAGCUCAGGUUGGUGUGCCCCUGAGCCAAUCUCCAAACCCUCUAGCUGGUGGUGA
Molecule: messenger RNA, 840 nt
Organism: Elephantulus edwardii (Cape elephant shrew)
Lineage: Eukaryota; Metazoa; Chordata; Mammalia; Macroscelidea; Macroscelididae
Exons: 1
Coding region: 1-840 (279 amino acids)
Source: RefSeq, a predicted model, not a curated record